UUCGCCAUCUUGGAUUGUCCCGACCAGAAACCGAGAGGCGGCGGCGGACUUUGGAGGGGGAAAGCAGCGCGUCCUCAAUUCGAAAGCCAUAUUAGUUACGCGGAUUACGGGGCUUCCAGCGGUUGCAUUCGUCGCAUGAGCCUAUCUCGUCGAGAAUAUUUCGCCCAGGACGUCUGUUGAAGAGGUUUAAACGGAGAGCGCCUCGCAGUCGGCGCUGUUUUUGCCUUCUGGAGCGGCGGACCGAGCUUCAACUGUGGCCUGCCUGCCUUGUCGGACUCUUGGGCAAUAUUCAGGCGAUUGCGUGGAGUUGGACAAACAUCGAGGCAAGACAACGCACUUGGGUGUUUCAAUGUUGGGAAAUGGUUGACAAUUUGACGUUUUAAUGCAGCGCUACACCGCUCACCGAGGAGAAGUUUGAUUGGAGGACGGUGUGCGCUUUAUUUCCAGUCCGAUGGAUAUUGCCUCUGUCCGGUUGUGGCUUGGUUCUCUGUCCCGCUGCUCUGACAAAACAAUCAUUCCAACAAAGCCACGUUUGUUCGUAACGAUGCUGCAGCAUGUCAAACGUAUGCUAGCAUUGGCUUGAAUGCCAAGAAAAAAAUCGCCCUCCAUUGCUCAUCUGUAAACGUGGAAAUACCAAGUACCCCCUCCCCCUCUUUUGGAGUAGCGAGGCUUGCAUUACCCGGGAUAUCUUUGGAUUUAUCGUGUUGUAAAGAUGCAAAGACAAACCUGCUUCUGACUCCGCAGCUGGGAGGAUUUCCCCCCCUUUUUAUUCUUCUUGUUAUUGCAUUAUUAUUUUUACUUUAUUAAAUCUGAGGAUCGGAUUCGAAUGGAAAAUGGGAGACGCCACCAAACUGGCCCUCGCCGUUUUCCUCAUCUCCUGUUCUUCAGGUGCAAUCCUGGGACGCUCAGAGACUCAGGAGUGCAGCUACUACAACUCCAGCUGGGAGAAGGAACGUACCAACCGCAGUGGCACUGAACCAUGCUAUGGUGACAAGGACAAGAGGCGGCACUGCUUUGCCACAUGGAAGAAUAUUUCUGGCACUGUGGAGAUAGUCAAGCAGGGCUGCUGGUUGGAUGACAUCAACUGCUAUGACAGCAAUGAGUGUGUGGAAAGGAAGGAGAAUCCGGAUGUUUUCUUCUGCUGCUGUGAAGGCAACAUGUGCAAUGAGCGCUUCUUGUAUGCACCUGAUACACCCCCACAAAGGGACACCCAGCAAUCAACAGCCUACACCACAUCCAACCCCUUUUCCCAGAAGCCCCAGCUCUUCAGUACUUUGCUUUACUCUUUGGUCCCUGUCAUCGGACUGGCAGCUGUUGUCCUCUUCUCCUUGUGGAUGUGGCGACACCACAAGUUGGCUUAUCCUGCAGCCCUGGUCCCUACACAUCACCCCUUUCACAUUAUGGUGGAGGAUCCUGGCCCUUCACCACCAUCUCCUAUCCUUGGGCAUAAACCAUUGCAGCUGAUUGAGGUGAAGGCGAGAGGACGCUUCGGUUGCGUAUGGAAGGCCCAGCUGCUGAGUGAAUACGUGGCUGUGAAGAUCUUCCCGAUUCAGGACAAACUUUCCUGGCAGAAUGAGUACGAAAUUUACAGCGUGAGCGGUAUGAAGCACGAAAAUAUCCUCCACUUCAUCGGCGUGGAGAAGAGGAACAACAACCUCGACUUGGAGCUGUGGCUCAUCACCACCUACCAUGACAAGGGCUCGUUGACGGACUACCUGAAGGCUAACGUCGUGUCCUGGAAUGAGCUGUGCCACAUAGCCCAGACGGCCGCAAGAGGCCUGGCUUACCUCCAUGAAGAUAUCCCAGGACACAAAGAUGGACACAAGCCCUCCAUCGCUCACAGGGACAUCAAGAGCAAGAACGUGCUCCUCAAAAACAAUCUGACGGCUUGCAUUGCUGAUUUUGGUCUUGCACUUAAAUUCGAAGCUGGAAAAUCAGCAGGAGACACUCAUGGACAAGUUGGAACACGGCGUUACAUGGCUCCUGAAGUCCUCGAGGGAGCCAUUAACUUCCAGCGUGACUCCUUUCUGCGCAUCGACAUGUAUGCCUUCGGCCUUGUCCUGUGGGAGCUGGCUGUGCGAUGCACUGCUGCCGACGGCCCAGUAGACGAGUACAUGCUGCCGUUCGAGGAAGAGGUGGGUCAGCAUCCAUCUCUGGAGGACAUGCAGGAGGUGGUUGUGCACAAGAAGCUGCGGCCCUGCCUUCGAGACUGCUGGCAGAAACACAUGGGUCUAGCCAUGCUCUGUGAAACAAUUGAGGACUGCUGGGACCACGAGGCCGAGGCCCGCCUGUCUGCCGGCUGCGUCGAGGAGCGUAUUGGCCAAAUGCAGCGACAGGCUCCGAUCAUCGGACCUGAGGAGAUAGUCACCGUUGUCACCAUGGUGACCAAUGUCGACCUCCCUCCCAAGGAGUCCAGCUUAUGAUCAGCCACCGCCCCACCAGAUGAGCAACAGAUGGCAUGGGGAGGGGCGGGGAGGGUAGACGAACAGCCGACCCUGGUUGGUUGGCGGCAUUUUCUUUCGUCAUUCUGGUUUGGUCGUGGUUUGGUUUGGUUUAGUUUUUUUUUUUUUUUGUAAAGUACCGGCCGCUACUCGCGCUCAGGACAUACCUACCAUGUGCCCACCUCACCACAUCAAAUGAUCCCCACCUCAUGUCGACGUGUGUGCCUGAGGAUUUGAACACUUUAAACCAUUCAGGAUAUUUAUGACGGAGCAAAUGAGUUGCAGUGCCGAAACGGCAAGACAUUCAACUAACAGUUGGAUUAUGUUUUUAUAUACAAUAUGUCAGAGGUCAGCUGGAUCUUCUACAGUGAGAAAAGACUUUGAAGAUUAAUUUCAACAAACUCUCAAUGAAUUUAAAAGAGAAAAAAAAAUAUGGGCAUGUGGCUCAAUACUUUGCUGUUUUCUUGUGCGUUUUUUUUUUUUUUUUUUUGAAGAAUCGACUAACAUUCUGCCAAUAAGCAACGGCUUUUGAAUGUUUAUAGUGUAAUGCUGCUGUACAUAGUGUAUUAUGGACCCAGUCAACUUGUUAAUCCAUUUUACUUUAA
Messenger RNA from Corythoichthys intestinalis (scribbled pipefish), 3046 nucleotides. RefSeq names its product activin A receptor type 2Ab (gene acvr2ab). Gene Ontology annotation, cellular component: plasma membrane; activin receptor complex. Gene Ontology annotation, biological process: activin receptor signaling pathway; protein phosphorylation; cellular response to growth factor stimulus. Gene Ontology annotation, molecular function: ATP binding; activin receptor activity; activin binding. NCBI's taxonomy places the organism in Eukaryota, Metazoa, Chordata, Actinopteri, Syngnathiformes, Syngnathidae. The record is from RefSeq and is a predicted model, not a curated record. The transcript is spliced from 12 exons. Bases 834 to 2423 code for a protein of 529 amino acids.